AUGUCAAUGAAUGGAUACAAUGCACUUGCAGGCUAUAUGGGGACGUAUCCAAGCCUGGCGAUCUUCCGGAGGUUCCUCAUCCUGCACGCCAGAGACCUUCUGGUCAUGCAAGGCGAGAUAAUCAAUCUUGAGCACGAACUCUGCAUGUCCAUCCAGUCGGACCGCGAGGCCAAGGACCCCGUGAAGAACGCGUCCGAAUACGACAUCUCCGCGUUAAAGGGGCCCCAUAAGUCGGAAAGAGCAGCAGAACAAUGGAGCCGGACGCUCGAGCUUCGAAAGCUGCUGAAAAAUUAUGGCAGGUCUACCUCUUUUGCUUCUUUUCGGCUUCUUCUUUCUCUGUGCGAGGCACAGCUUCGAUUCGCCUCUCUCCAGCGUCUGGCUCCGGUGAAGAAGGCCGAUUUGCUCCCCUUACACGAAUGUCUGGGAAUGCCUUAUGGGAGUGGUCGGCACUUUCUCCGGGCUCACGAGUUCGAGACGUGGGACGAGGAACAUAUACAUGAUCUGGCUUCGCUGGAUGGGAGCAACACGCGGAAAGAUGCACUUUCCAAGUUGAUCGACAAGCUGCUCAGGCGCGUCUACCAUCCAGUCAUGGGCCGCAAGUUGCAUGAUCCGCUGUCGGUCGAGGAGGCAUGGGCCAGUCACGGCCAGCCGAGGCCGAUUGUUUACUAUCCUGACGGCCACGUCUCGGUGGCCAUUGACACUUUGAGCACGAUUCUGGCUUCGGUGCUGCCGGCUCUCAGUGCAUUCGGGCUCUUCUUCAUUCAGGACCCUCUGAUUAGGAUGGUGGCCAUUGUGGCUUGCACGGUGCUCUUCUCAACCAUUCUGACACUUGUCGCAAGACCUACCAGAGCCGAAUGUUUCGCCAUCACUUCUGCUUUCGCUGCUGUGCUUGUGGUCUUUCUGGGCUCGAAUGGAUCUGUCCCGUGA
This is a messenger RNA of Capronia coronata CBS 617.96, 927 nucleotides long. RefSeq lists its product as uncharacterized. The transcript has 2 exons. The record is from RefSeq and is a predicted model, not a curated record. The coding region runs from base 1 to 927 and encodes 308 amino acids. Lineage: Eukaryota; Fungi; Ascomycota; Eurotiomycetes; Chaetothyriales; Herpotrichiellaceae.